Telopea speciosissima is the source of this 2207-nucleotide messenger RNA. RefSeq names its product beta-fructofuranosidase, soluble isoenzyme I-like. Gene Ontology annotation, molecular function: beta-fructofuranosidase activity. Lineage: Eukaryota; Viridiplantae; Streptophyta; Magnoliopsida; Proteales; Proteaceae. Bases 60 to 2012 code for a protein of 650 amino acids. The transcript is spliced from 7 exons. Gene Ontology annotation, biological process: carbohydrate metabolic process. The record is from RefSeq and is a predicted model, not a curated record.
UAUAUAACUUCUCCCGGCCCCGAAUCGUACACCAUUUCCCCAUCGCCACCACCACAGCCAUGGAAGCCAUUCCUCCUCGCAGAGAUCCCUAUCUCGAACACGGAAUCCUCUGUUCUUAUGCUCCACUCCCGGAUGAGGAAGCGCAGCCAGAGAUCCCGGCAACUCGCCGGGGACCCAUGAAGGUUUUCGCUUCGACCGUAACGGCUGUCUUUUUCUUGGCUUUGUUCGUGAUGUUGUUGGGAAGUCAGAGAUCGGAGAUCCCAGAAGCAGUAAAACUCGGAAGUAGUAGUUCAUCGGAGGCGUCGGAGAUUUCAAGGCCGGUAUCUAGAGGUGUCGCACAGGGCGUGUCGGAGAAGGCGUUCAGACUUUUCUCCGGCGAUGGAGAUGGAUACUCGUGGACCAACGCUAUGCUGUCUUGGCAGAGAACUGAAUACCACUUUCAGCCAGAGAAGAACUGGAUGAAUGAUCCUAAUGGCCCAUUGUUCUACAAGGGUUGGUAUCACCUGUUCUACCAGUACAACCCAGAUAGCGCAAUUUGGGGGAACAUAACAUGGGGACAUGCCAUAUCAAAGGACCUGAUCCACUGGCUUCACCUGCCCAUAGCAAUGAUCCCUGAUCGCUGGUACGACAUCAACGGUGUCUGGACGGGCUCUGCCACCAUGCUCCCCAACGGCACCAUCCUCAUGCUCUACACUGGUUCCACCAACGAAUCCGUUCAGGUUCAGAACCUGGCCUACCCGGCCGACCCAUCCGAUCCUCUCCUCGUUCAUUGGGUCAAGUACCCUGGCAACCCGGUCAUGGUCCCACCCUCAGGAAUCGGCCUGACCGACUUCCGAGACCCAACCACGGCCUGGUUCAGCUCGGACGAAGUCUGGCGGGUCACCAUUGGGUCCAAGGUCAACACCACGGGGAUCUCCCUGGUCUACACAACAAAGGACUUCCUCUCCUACGAGCUCCUCGACGGUGUCCUCCAUGCCGUACCGGGCACUGGCAUGUGGGAGUGCGUGGACUUCUAUCCCGUCUCGACCACCGAAGAGAACGGCCUUGAUACGUCGGUGAACGGCCCCGGAGUGAAACAUGUCCUCAAGGCCAGCCUCGACGACGACAAGCACGAUUACUAUGCGCUAGGGACCUACGAUCAGAAGACCGAUACAUGGACGCCGGACAACCCUGAGCAAGACGUGGGCAUCGGAAUGAGGUACGAUUACGGCAAAUACUACGCGUCGAAGACGUUCUACGAUCAGAACAAGAAGAAGAGGAUUCUGUGGGGUUGGAUUGGUGAGACAGACAGCGAGAAUGCCGACAUUGACAAGGGCUGGGCUUCCGUUCAGAACGUUCCGAGGACGGUGGUGUUCGAUAAGAAGACAGGGACCAAUAUUCUUCAGUGGCCAGUAGAGGAGGUGGAGAGCUUGAGAAUUAGCAGUCAAGAGUUCAGCAAUGUGAAGGUCAAUGCUGGAUCAGUAGUGCCGCUUGAGAUCGCGGAAGCCACACAGUUGGACAUAACGGCCGAGUUUGAGAUAGAAAAGGAGGCAUUGGAGGGAACCAUUGAAGCUGAUGUAGGAUACAACUGCACCACCAGCGGUGGGGCUGCUGGUAGGGGUGCACUGGGACCGUUCGGUCUAUUGGUUCUUGCAGAUAAAGAUCUCUCCGAACAGACCCCUGUGUAUUUUUACCUGGCUAAGGGUAGUGAUGGCAAUGUCAAGACAUUCUUUUGCAGCGAUGAAUCAAGGUCUACUGAGGCCAAUGAUGUUGGUAAACUUGUAUAUGGAAGCACAGUUCCUGUGCUUGAUGGUGAAAAACUAUCUAUGAGAUUACUGGUUGAUCAUUCCAUAGUGGAAAGCUUUGCUCAAGGUGGGAGAACGGUGAUCACAUCGCGGGUUUAUCCAACGAGGGCCAUAUAUGGAGCAGCCCGGCUCUUCCUUUUCAACAAUGCCACUGGUGCCAGCAUUUCUGCCUCCCUUAAGAUAUGGCAAAUGAAUUCUGCAUCCAUUAGACCUUAUCCUGGUCAAUAAAAAGAUAUGCAACCUUCCAAAAUUGCCUUCCUUCUUGUAUCAUUUUUUAUGAUCUUAUCUCAUUUUUGUGUCGAGCAACUGCCAUUAAUUUUGAAGGCUUUUUAUCCUACCAGUGAUAUCUAUUGGAUCAAAAUGGAAGGAUAUGUAGAAAAAAUUUUGUUUGUAACCCAGAGAAUAAAUUAUAAGUUUUCCCUA